AUGGAUUUUCUAAACGAAUUCGAUCCGUCUUCUGACGAUGAAUCUACACCAAAAACUCGUAAAAAUUAUCCAAUGUUCUCUCCUAAUCUAAAUGACAAAUUCUGGUAUCGCGAUGUUUCGAAAGAGAAUCAAACUGCAACGGCUAUAACAGAAAUCGACUUGUUUCGGGUAGCAGAUUUUUAUAGCAACGGCGAUUACGAAGCAGCAAAACAGAUCCUCACUGAUCUCCGUGAAAACACUAAAAACAACCGGACCCAUGAAAUCAUGCUGAUCGAUUCCCUUCUUCAAUGUACUAAGGAAGGAGGACUAUGUCAAUCUGAAACUGACUACUGUCUGCGUCUCCUCUCUGAAUACGAAUCUCUCCUUGUUGAUUCCGGUGAUCAAGUUCAAUUUCUUCGAACCAAAGCUUCAAUCCUUGCUAAAUUCGACAAAAAUAUCGAAUUUCGAAACACCAUGGCUCUUUUAUGCCAUCUGUGCGGGUCGUUCGAUAAUUGGCAACUUUUCGAAUCUGGCGCCAAGUUUUUCAACGACGUCGAAUUGUAUGGGUUGAAGAUGAAAAUGAAGAAGGUGCUGCACUACGAAAUCGAUCAUUCCAGAGGUUUUGUGAAGGAGAAAUUGGAGAAAAAGCUGAAGAAAAUUGAAGAAGAAGAGCAAUAUCUAGCAGGGAAAUUGCAGCAAGAUGAUAUCGAUUCAAUUCUCUCUUCUCUCAACUCCAACAAAGACGUCAUUUCUCCAGAAUCCGCCACGUCAUUUGUAUUCCGUGCUCACGACAGUCGCUCCAAGAACAAGUUGAUUCCUGUUGCUGAUCACCCAUCUGUUAUUUCUGAUUUCUUUCAUCGCUUUCCAUUUUUGUCAUGA
This is a messenger RNA of Caenorhabditis briggsae, 858 nucleotides long. The coding region runs from base 1 to 858 and encodes 285 amino acids. The transcript is spliced from 5 exons. The record is from RefSeq and is a predicted model, not a curated record. NCBI's taxonomy places the organism in Eukaryota, Metazoa, Nematoda, Chromadorea, Rhabditida, Rhabditidae.